GGGAUAUCCGUACGAUCAUGUGAAAUUACAGUUUGACCUUGCACUGUAAUUAACCAGGGUUUCUACCCAAUCAGAAUCCACUUGUGAGCUAUCUAGCUCCUCACCGGUUACGCUAUUAUAAUUCUUUCAAAGUGGGAUUCUAACGGUCGACUAUAUAGAACAGUGUUUUCUCCCUCCAACGUCCCAUUUCCUUCCAUUCUCACAAACUUCUGGAAACCAAAAUCUCUCUCUCUCUCUCUACUGCCAUACUGGGCUAGAUAGAUAGAGCACAGAGAAAUGGUGAUGGCUAAGGUGACAUACGAGGAGCUACGCAGGCAGAGGCUGGAAGAGAACAAGAAGAGAAUGGAAGAACUCCAUCUUCCCCAGCUCUCUCAAGCUCUCAAAAAGACCUCCUCUCCCAAACCCUCCCCGAUGAAGCAGGUGAAACCUCGUACAAUUAAGACAGAGUUGGUCCCAGUAAGAAGGUCCCGUCGUGUUGCCAGCAAGCCUGCCCCUGAUUACAAAGAAGUCACUUUUUAUGAGCGCAUUGAGUUGCCUAGAAGGGUAUGUAGUAGAUUGUAUAAUAAUCGGAGGGACUUGUCAAAUCGGGUAUAUGCUUCGGAUGAAGCAAGAGAAUAUGCUACAAAGAAAGCAGAGGAGCUGGAGUCGAGCCUAGAAGCUGAUUAUCCUACCUUUGUGAAGCCAAUGCUACAGUCCCAUGUCACUGGAGGCUUCUGGCUGGGUCUUCCAUCUCAUUUCAGCAAGAGGAACCUUCCAAGGCGUGAUGACACUGUUUCAUUGGUAGAUGAACAGGGAGAUGAGUAUCAAACUGUGUACUUGGCCCGGAAAACAGGACUUAGUGGGGGAUGGAAACGAUUUGCAGUUGAACAUGAGUUGGUAGACGGGGAUGCAUUGGUGUUCCAGUUAAUCCGGCCGACAGUAUUUAAGGUGUACAUUAUAAGGGUGAAUACAUUUGAAGACAGUAAUGGUAGUUAAGAACCAAGACGUAGGGUGUUGGGGCUAAUCAAACAAAUGCAGGUAUAUAAUAUUAUGAUGCAUUGUUGGAUUUCUUUCAGCCUAUGUAUUCCUUUUUGGAUCCAGAAGAUACUUAAUAUUCAUUGUUAUGGAGAAAGUGAUAUAUGCUACUGAUUUAGAUGUACCAUGUUUUUGCUUGAAGUUAGUUAUUGCAUAUUGGAGGCAAAUGUAUGAACUAUUUUUAGGAUCAUUGCUCCUUCUCUCUCGUACCCAUUUUUAGGCUCAUUACUAUACCUUAAAUCAUUUUUAGGAUCUCUCUUGUACUCAUUGUAACAUAAAGGUCACGAGUUCGAAUCACGAAAAUAGUCUUUUUGCUUG
This is a messenger RNA of Ilex paraguariensis (yerba mate), 1332 nucleotides long. The record is from the annotation of a GenBank genome assembly. NCBI's taxonomy places the organism in Eukaryota, Viridiplantae, Streptophyta, Magnoliopsida, Aquifoliales, Aquifoliaceae.